Messenger RNA from Chironomus riparius, 1165 nucleotides. NCBI's taxonomy places the organism in Eukaryota, Metazoa, Arthropoda, Insecta, Diptera, Chironomidae. The record is from the annotation of a GenBank genome assembly.
AAACGAGAAAAGUUUUUAAACAAUAUUAAUUUUUUGUUAAUAUAAUGCAUUUAGCAAAUUUUUUUAUACUGAAUAUUUUUUAUAUAGUCAGUUGUCAAGACAAUAACGAAGAUGGGCCAACGUCUACUAGAAUAAUUUACGAUAUUACCACUACAACAAUUAUUCCUCAUAGUCCAGAAAACACAGAGAAAACCACAACUAAUGUCGUUAAUAUAAACUUUGAUACACCUGAAAAAGUCACUGCUGAGAUAAAUGAAGCUUUUGAUGAUUUAAGUAAAACUGUUAAUGAAACUUUAUCAAAUUUUAAUACAGCCACAAGAGAUAAAUUUGAUGAUGAAUGUGGACAUAUAUUUCGGGAUCUUGAAAGAGAAGAGUUGUAUAAUUUAUAUCAAGAAGAUUGCACAGUUGAUCAAUUGACUGUAUAUGAAGAGUUUCAGACAUCUCUAGAUGGAGUAAUAAAAUUAUAUGUUGAUAAAGAACAUCCGAAUAUUGAAAAAGCGUUUAAAGAAGUUUAUAAAAAAUGGAUUGAACCAUUUAGAAGAGAUGUAGAAACUAAUUUAGUCACACCAAUAACCUCUGCUUUAAGAUUCCCAAGAGGACAUCAAGAUAAAUACAUUUCAUGCUCAAACCAAUACACUCCACAAAUUUUAAAACUAAUAGAAACGGCAUUCACAAAUGUUCUAGAUUGCUACAAUAUGACUAUUAGUUAUCAAGAUACAACAAAAUAUGCUGAUCUGAUAGCUGCUCUUUAUAAGGACACCGCCGAGAAAUUCACAAUAUGUAAUCAAAAUUUGGACUGUUUUAAAAAAUAUUGUCCAAAAACUCAUCUUUUGGUUUUAAAAACAACAGCACAGGCAGUUGAUGCAAUGAGUUCAAUAGUCAGAAAUUUUCAAAAAGAAGUUGAAUUGAUUCCAAAAUGUGCAAAUAAUAAAUUCAACAAUGCUACCUAUUUAAAAACUAAAGAAGAACUUCGUGUUGCUAUGUUACUCUGUCUCAAAUAGUUUUUUAAAACAAAAAUGUAAAGAUGUUUCUUGAAAUAUUUCAAUAAUUCUCCAUAGCCAGCAAUUUUCUCAGAGAUGCCGUAGAUGAAAUUUAAUUAGACACUUACUUAAAGCUCAUAUUAUGAUAAAAAUUGUCGAAAUAAAAUAAGAUUAAUCAUAAAGAU